UGUUUUUUUUUUCGUACAACUUGUGGCGCGUGUAACCAAUCACAUCUUUCUAUUUUCCUAGAUAUUUCAAAACGUGGUACACGUUACGCGCGUUUAUUGGCCACACGAUUACCCUCAAGCUUCGCUUCAUAUAGGGAAGACCCUUGAUAAAAUUGGAAAAUUCUCUUCCAUCACUGUUUAUGUUGCACGCAUUCCGUUCGGUAAACGUCUUCGAUUGAUUUCAGUUACUUCAGAUCACACGAGUCCGACGAGUUGAUUUGUUUCUGUAAAGCACAAUGAACGGAAAGGAGAGAGUAUCGGAAUUAAAUCUUGUAUUGAGAAAAGCCAAGUUUAGAUCUACACCGGCUUCCUUUGUGAAUUUCUUUUUUGGAUUGAAGCGUCCCCCUUUCAACGUUUUACGUCUUGGGAUAAAAUGUGCCAAGGAUAUGGAUAUCAAUAUAGAGGUGUUUACGGGUUUAUUAGAUGGAAUGAUAAUUGAUCUACAAAUCUUGAAACCGCUCGCUGAAGAAGCAUACACUAUAAAUAAACUUAUCGAACGGUAUCGAACAAAAGAAAUAUCUGCAAAUCCUGAAACACUUGAAAAACGUGAAACAUUCUUUACAGAAUCAUCCAGAUUAACUCUAUGGAUGAUGAGCUGCUAUACUUUGCAUCUAAAAAAUGACUUUAGAAUUAUAAGAUCUUGUUGUAAAAGCAACAGUAAGGCAAUCAACAUUCCAACUAGAGGAAUGAUACAAUUUUUGCUUAUAAAAAUAUCAGGCUUAAUUAUGUCAUGGAUGAUAAUACAAUGCCAUGGAACUUGUAUCAAAGAGCAAGAAAUAGAGUCAGUUCCUUCUACACUUGCUCCUCUUGUUGAUGAAAUUUAUAGUGUUGUUGGAAAGUAUCUGGUUCAGGCAGAGAUAAUGAUAAAAAAACUUUGUUUGUGGUACAAAUCGCUAUAUCACUAUUCUUGUAAGAUUCCUUGUGCGGAUGAUCAUUUAUAUUUUGAUUGGAAUAAUUACUUUGAAGAGAAUAGAAAACGGGAUAUAGUUAUGUCACCAUCCCUAGUUUCGCCAUUUAGGGCGCAAUGCGGACCGUUUAAAAUACUCCAAUUAAUGAAACUUCCACAUACAUACAUUAGACGUGAUAAAAUCUACAAUUAUAAUUUUAAAAUAAAAAAGGAUCAUCCUUUCAAACUGAUGCAUAUAUUUGGUAAUGUCAAAGAGAGUGCCGACGAUUCUGAUGAUGAAAGUGACACAAAUCUACUGCAAUAUCCACUUGAAAAACUUGAAAAGAUACUUGCAGAACAAUUCCCUCCGUCUGAAACAGAACAAGACAGUUGUUCUUCUUCUUCUUCUUCUUAGAAGAGAUGAUCAUUAAAUUCAAGUUAUUUAUUUAUUUUUCAAGUUAUUUAUUUACAAAGAAAUUUCUAACGAUGAUCUGAUGCAGAAAGACAGACUGAUAAAAAAGCUGAAAACUAAUUUUGAAUGUAACUAAUAUCAAUUUUAAUGUAAUAUUUUGUGACAAAUAAAGAUAACCUUUCUUAAAUGA
Pseudomyrmex gracilis is the source of this 1527-nucleotide messenger RNA. RefSeq lists its product as uncharacterized. The record is from RefSeq and is a predicted model, not a curated record. Bases 276 to 1340 code for a protein of 354 amino acids. The transcript is spliced from 5 exons. Lineage: Eukaryota; Metazoa; Arthropoda; Insecta; Hymenoptera; Formicidae.